Sardina pilchardus (European sardine) is the source of this 1237-nucleotide messenger RNA. RefSeq names its product transmembrane protein 30C (gene cdc50c). Lineage: Eukaryota; Metazoa; Chordata; Actinopteri; Clupeiformes; Clupeidae. Gene Ontology annotation, cellular component: Golgi apparatus; endoplasmic reticulum; plasma membrane. Bases 134 to 1183 code for a protein of 349 amino acids. The record is from RefSeq and is a predicted model, not a curated record. The transcript has 8 exons.
ACACACACACAAACGGCAGCGCAGAUAAGAGAGGGAUCAGGAGAGAACACGGAAGCUCGCGCCUGCUUUUCUUUCUCUCAUCUCCUCUCUUUCGUCCUCCCUCGUUCCGUUUAUUCGACGGCGCGGACCGCUGAUGGGGAAGGUGCAGGCCACGGGGCCGUUGUCACGGCGACCGGACAACUCGGCGUUCAAGCAGCAGCGUCUGCCGGCGUGGUCCCCCGCGCUGAGCGCACACACACUCCUGCCCCUCUUCUACGCUGUCGCCCUGCUCUGCCUCACCCUCGGCACCUGGCUGCUCGUCACCGUGCAGAACACACACGAGACCAAGUUGGAUUAUACCAGUCUCGGCUCGUGUGAACCGUGCUUCGAGCUUCGGAAGGACCGUGGAAGAGCCGCAGAACCAUGUCAAUGUCAGGUGGACAUCGAUAUCCAGGAGAACAUUACGGGGGACGUGUUCCUCUACUACGGCCUGGUCAACUUCCACCAGAACAUCCGCCUCUACAUGGACUCCAGAGACGACGCCCAGAUGGUGGGCAGGAAGAACAGCCUGACGUCCCCCAGUUCAUACUGUAAGCCGCCGUUUGAUAGGGUGGGGGGUGUUCCCAUUGCCCCUUGUGGAGCCAUUGCCAACAGCAAGUUCAACGACUCGUUUACUCUGCUUUACGAAGGGGUGCAAGUCCCUCUGUUCAGAAAGGGGAUCAGCUGGUACACCGACGAGAACGUCAAGUUCCGCAACCCCCCCACCAACAGCACCUUCAGCCUCAAGCAGGCCUUCGAGGGUACCGCUCCUCCUAUCUACUGGCAGAGGCCGGUGUAUGAGCUGGACCAGACGGACCCCAACAACAACGGCUUCAUAAACGAGGACCUGAUCGUGUGGAUGCGCGAGGCCGCCUUCCCCAACUUCAAGAAGCUCUACGGGGUGCUCAACCGCGCACGACCCCCCUUCCAGCAGGGCCUUCCAGCCGGGAAGUACACCGUGAAGAUAGACUACAACUUCCCAGUGGAGUACUUCCGGGGCAGGAAGCAGGUGGUGUUGUCGACGGUCACCUGGUUCGGGGGGAAGAACCACUUCCUGCCCAUCGCCUACCUGGUGACCGGAGCCCUGGUCUUCAUCACCGCCACAGCCCUCACCGCCGUCUACUGGAGACUGGGCAAGGAUGGACAGAACAUGAAGGACCUGUGAGAGAGGGGGAGAGGGGGAUAGAGAGGGGGGAUGGACAGAACAUGAAGGACCUGU